AUGGCUACACCAGAUUCAUAUCGAUCAAUCUGUGAGAAAUUUUUCGUUGGAAGAUCCACUGCACUGAGAGCUGUAAGAAGAGUUGAGAAAGCUUUAGUUGACCUUGCUCCGUCUUUUAUCACCUGGCCAGAAGGUAACAGAGUCGAAGAAGUUUUCAGGGGAUUUGCAGCAACUAGUGCCUUCCCUAAUGUAAUAGGAGCGAUUGAUAGCACGCAUAUUAAUAUACGGGCACCACACAACAAUCCAGAGUGUUAUGUCAACAGAAAAGGACAUCAUUCGAUACAAUUACAGGCUGUUUGUGAUCAUGAACGACGAUUCAUCCAUUGUUUGGCAGGGCACGUCGGUUCUGUGCAUGAUCAACGUGUGUUAAGACUGUCGGAAUUGAACGAAUAUAUGGAUGAUUCACAUAAAUUUCCAUAUGACUGUCACUUAGUAGGAGAUUCCGCUUACACCAUACAUAAGCAUUUAAUGAUACCCUAUCGGGACAAUGGUCAUCGGACAGAAAAACAGAGGAAUUACAAUUUCUGUCAUGAAUCUGCGCGUAUAACCAUUGAACGAGCUUUCGGAUUAUUGAAAGGGAGAUUUCGAAGUUUACGUACUGUGCUUGAUAUGGAAAACGUAGAUCUGAUACCAGACUUCAUCAUUGCAUGUUGCGUUUCACACAAUAUAUGCUUGCUGCAAAAUGAUGAAUAUGCGAUUGAGGAUUCAAAUUGUAUAGCAGAUGAUAAUGAUAUCUAA
Messenger RNA from Cephus cinctus (wheat stem sawfly), 738 nucleotides. RefSeq names its product protein ANTAGONIST OF LIKE HETEROCHROMATIN PROTEIN 1-like. The coding region runs from base 1 to 738 and encodes 245 amino acids. The transcript is spliced from 3 exons. The record is from RefSeq and is a predicted model, not a curated record. Lineage: Eukaryota; Metazoa; Arthropoda; Insecta; Hymenoptera; Cephidae.